AUGUUCGGCCUCAUCGCCGCCGCCUACGCACUACUCUCCGACGCGGACGUUCGACGCGCUCAGCGGCGGCGGCCGGGGUCCCAGUUCGUCGCGUCGACUGUUCACGGCAUGGGCCACGUGCUCAACCGUCACCUUCGUCGCAUGAGCGAGAGGUUCGAAGAGUGCGACGCCUUCGAUGCCGAGACGCUCUGGUCACUGCGCCGCAGGUUGGCUGAGCUGGCCGACCCGGAGCUCAUCGCCAUCUACCCUCACGGUGACGGCCGCAGUCCGCGGCGUGUCAACGGCACAGCCGCACAGCGACCGGCCGACGCCACGCUUCAUGCCGUGCAGCGCGACGGCCUGUGCCACGAGGUCGUGCUAGCGCUGGUCCAUCACCUCGCCGAAGAGACUCGCGCCAGCCUGCUCGCCUCCGGGGGCGGCUCGGCCCUUCCGCUGCUGCCGACGAGGCACCAUGAGGAGCACCACGAGGAGCACCACGAGGAGGGCGGCGAGGAGGAGGGGACGGCGGCGGCGGCAGAGGGAGAGCGGUCGCGAGUCUUCUCCGAGUACCGCUCGCAGGUGUCGUGCCAGCAGUGCCAUACCGGCGCCGUCGCCGCUGCCUGGCGCGACGCGACUCUUCCGCCUCCGCUGCCGGUCGACCCCGUCCAGCCCGGCCGCGAGAGGCUCCGCUCUUGCGACUACCAGGCCAUCACGCCCAACACGAUGGACGAUAAGGAAGACUCAUUACCCGUGCGACUGCCAGGCCGAGCAGGGCCGCGCGAGCGUGAACGGAGGCACGCGCAGCCCGGUGGCGGCAGCUACGCGCCGAUGCACGCCACCCUGUACCUCGGCUGGUCGCGCGGCGCCGCGCGGCAGCGGUACGACUUUCGGUCGGGCAAGGGCGCGCGGACCGCGUCGCAGAUCUACCUGCAGAGCGGCGCGCAGCAGCGGCGCAACGAGUCUGGCGCGAUGGUGACGGUCGUGCCAGCCAAGGGCGAGUGCGUGUGCGACACCGCCAUCGCCGGCAACAUGCACAUCGACUCGUUUGCCGCCGACGCGCUCGCCCCGCUCCACAGCCCUCCCUGCAGGCGGGACGAGCUCUCCCCGAUCGACGACCCGUCGGCGCCCAACCGGACCGUCCUCGCCGACCACUGGCUCAAGUGGGCCUUCCACUUCCUCGUCGACGCCGACCCCGCCUCGCCGAGCCUCGGCCUGCCGCUCCGCCUCUACGGCCACCUCGGAGUCCGCCAGAUCUUCUCAAACUGGCGGGUCGGCGACCCCACGAAAGAGAAGCCCGACGUGUGGCGGGUCCCGGCCGGCUGCAAAGUCCUGGCCGAGGCGUGCAAGGAGUUUGUCGGGUCGACCGAGGCCGCAUUCUGACGGCGCGCGCGUCGCCAUCCAUUCUCCUCGCCACAAGCCUAGCUAGGGUGCGCUCGAGCGGCGCCCCCUCUGCUGGCCGCCAAGCCGCCCUAGCUGCGGCCUCUCCCGACUCUCUCUCCCUGGGUGUGUCCUCCACCCGCUGCACCGCGCGACGGACGAGUUCUUUGCGCGGCGUCCCUGCCCCCCAGUGAUAGCUUGAAUACUGGAUACAGAAAA
This is a messenger RNA of Emiliania huxleyi CCMP1516, 1575 nucleotides long. RefSeq lists its product as hypothetical. The record is from RefSeq and is a predicted model, not a curated record. Bases 1 to 1359 code for a protein of 452 amino acids. The transcript is spliced from 6 exons. Lineage: Eukaryota; Haptophyta; Isochrysidales; Noelaerhabdaceae.